Serpula lacrymans var. lacrymans S7.9 is the source of this 369-nucleotide messenger RNA. RefSeq lists its product as uncharacterized. Lineage: Eukaryota; Fungi; Basidiomycota; Agaricomycetes; Boletales; Serpulaceae. The transcript has 6 exons. The record is from RefSeq and is a predicted model, not a curated record. Bases 1 to 369 code for a protein of 122 amino acids.
AUGUGUCCCUUCCCAGGCGCUAUUACAUCACAACGUGAAUACAUCUACAAUGCCCAGGAGCAUGCUGGGGAGCUGGAGUCCCAGGCAUGUUGCAUGGAGGCACAGACAUAUAAAGUCCAUGGUGAUAGUGAGAUCCUUGUCAGCACGCAAAAGACAAUGAGCAGGGCUAGCGGCAAUCACCACAAAAGCUGCACUAUAAUUGAACCUGCCAAAAUUUUCAACUUUUCUCAGUGUUUUAAGACAGGAUGGCCGGGUAGUGAUCCACCAUACACACUAGAGGCCGCCAAGUGGCGGCAAAAACCUUGCUUAGCCUUGUUACUAUGGCUUGCCACAGUGGAAUUGGGCAAGUUUAAUAUGUUGGCUCUGUAG